Octopus sinensis (East Asian common octopus) is the source of this 4315-nucleotide messenger RNA. Its product is annotated as adenylate cyclase type 6. NCBI's taxonomy places the organism in Eukaryota, Metazoa, Mollusca, Cephalopoda, Octopoda, Octopodidae. Gene Ontology annotation, molecular function: adenylate cyclase activity. Gene Ontology annotation, cellular component: plasma membrane. The transcript has 20 exons. Gene Ontology annotation, biological process: adenylate cyclase-activating G protein-coupled receptor signaling pathway; cAMP biosynthetic process; adenylate cyclase-inhibiting G protein-coupled receptor signaling pathway. Bases 102 to 3986 code for a protein of 1294 amino acids. The record is from RefSeq and is a predicted model, not a curated record.
AAAACAUCAACGGAACAACCACAACAAGCACCACCACCAACACUAUUACUACUACCACCACCACCACUACUACUACUACUACUGCUGCUGCUGCAUAAACUAUGUCAGUUCUGAACAAACUGAGUCUCCAUGUCGGCAGAGGAUACUCAGAGGUUGGCUACCAUUUGGCAGAACAAAAUGCAGACGAAUCCCAGCAGCAAAGCCCAACUGAAGGGGCCAAGGAAUCAAUUAAUGAGAGAAAUUGUUCAGAGCCGACCAAGAACCAAGAAGAAACCCUACAGGCAAAGAAGGGCCCCAAUGUGGAAUACCUGAAACCCUCGAAUAUGGUGAACGGACUUAGUGUGAACCCAGAACCACAAGACAAAAACGGCUUGGAACAACACACUGUGAGUGGCACGGUCGUUAACUCAUCAAAGAACCCACAGUCACCCGUGUCGCCCGUGUCACCCGUGUCGCCCGUGUCACCCGUGUCACCCAUGUCACCCGUGGCGCCCGUGUCAUCCCUGGUAAGCCCCAUCGACCAUUCUAAUAGUAAUGGUCUGGAGUCGAAUGCUAAUGUAACCAUUCCUUGCUCAACCAGUGAUAGUCUGGAAGUACCUUCAUUACCUCUGACCACUUGCUCACAGAAUAAAAAUCUGGAAAAUUCUUUGCUGACAUCAAACCAUUGUGCAAACGGUAAUGCCAUAAUCAAGAAGAAAAACUCCCAGGCAUUUGCCAAAUCUGGGAGAAUAUCACCGAUUUCUCAACAGCAGCGCACUGUCUCUCGUAGCAGUUCUCAGAUGCGCAAGACAGCGUGGGACCGUGCCGAGGAACGGUUUGAGGCAGAAGAGAGCCAACCUGCUCCAAAAGUCAUUAAAACUGAACAUUUGACUACCGAGAUUCCGGUGUUCUCCGAUACAGACUGCGGACAGUUUAGUCUGCGGUUCCUUCGGAAGCCGUUCCAGUCGAAAAUUUUCAACAAAACCCUGGAAGAGCUCUACCAGCGUUAUUUCUUCAAACUGAACAAAACCAAUCUCACCCUCUUUAUACUCCUCGUCUCGUUCAUAUGCAUCCUCCUCAUCAUCAUCUAUUACGUGGGAGGCAUGAAGCACUUCGCUCCCGGUACCGUUCUCUCGCUCACCUUUAUCGCCCUCCUCAUCCAGGUGGUCGUUUGCAACAAGAGUUGCUUCACUCGGACGCAGAUGCGCUACAUGUGUUUCGCAAUGAUCUUUAUACUCUGCCUCAUUCUCAUCACGGUCAUCACAACCAGCAACCUCCACAGCAUGACAGAAGGUGUUUGGUGUGUAGUGUUCUGUGUCUAUUUAAUUUACGCUCUGCUACCUCUCGAAAUGCAGCUGGCCAUGCUGAGUGGUGUUCUGCUAUGCCUCAUCGACCUCGUUGCUACUCUGCUGCUAAACUACUACGAAGUUUUCACCACAAAACAGGCUUCCUGUAAUGCGCUGCUAUUUCUAGCUGUGAACAUAGCUGGAGUGUUCACCCGCUAUCCAUGUGAAUCAUCCCAGAGGAAGGCCUUCCUGGAAACCCGGCGAUGGAUACAGAUGAGGCUGCACACACAACGAGAGAACCAACAACAGGAGAGUCUGUUGUUGUCCGUCCUACCACAGCACAUCGCCAUGGAGAUGAAGUCCGACAUAACUGGACAACCAAAACACACAAUGUUCCACAAGAUUUACCUGAAACGAUACGAUAGCGUCAGUAUCCUUUUUGCUGACAUCUGUGGCUUCACGGAACUCUCCUCCGAGUGCACAGCCAAAGACUUGGUGCAGCUCCUCAACGAACUGUUUGCACGAUUCGACCGCUUGGCCAACGAGAACCACUGCCUUCGUAUUAAGAUCCUUGGAGACUGCUACUACUGUGUGAGUGGCUUACCAGAAUCCAGACAAGACCAUGCUCACUGCUGCGUUGAAAUGGGACUAGAUAUGAUUGAUGCCAUUGGCCUUGUCCGUGCUGUCACACAGACUAACGUCGAUAUGCGUGUUGGAAUACACAGUGGCCGAGUACACUGUGGUGUGUUGGGUUUACGCAAGUGGCAGUUUGAUGUGUGGUCUAAUGAUGUGACCUUAGCCAAUGCAAUGGAAGCUGGUGGUCGGCCAGGAUGGGUGCAUGUUACGGAAGAGACCCUGAACUAUUUGGGGAACGACUACGAGGUGAUACCCGGAGAAGGAGACAAGCGGAACAACUAUUUGAAGGAGAACAACGUGAAGACUUUCUUCAUCAAAGCAGACUCUUACAGACAAAAGCCAAAGAAGGUUGAAACGUUGGACAGUAGAACCCCAAAGCAUAAACAGCAAAAGAAAUUGAGCUUCAAAAGUAACGUUGGCAUCCAUCAGAAACUUGGCUACGGCAAUCCGACGUCGGCAAAAGACCCCGAAGACGAAGUGAACGAAUACCUCGACCGAGCCAUCGAUGCCCGUAGUGUUGACCAGCUGCGGGCGGAACAUGUCAAGCCCAUAUCCUUAAAGUUCUACAAGAAAGAAUACGAAGAAAAGUAUUCCAAAGUGAGAGACGUCAUGUUCUCAUCCCAUCUCGUCUGUAUUGUCAUCAUCUUCAUCACAAUUAUCUUCAUUCAUCUCAUUAUCAUACCCAGAUCCAUACUCUUCAUAUUAAUCAGUUCUGUUGGUAUUGUCUUCCUGCUGUUGCUGCUGCUGAUAGUUUUCAUAGAACGUCUCAAGUGUACAUCUCGUUGGCUGACUGUGUUUGGUGCCAAAGUGGCAGAGAACCGUUCCAUCAACCAGGCUACUGUCACCGUAAUGGUGCUUCUCCUCUUUGUGGAGUCGUUCCUUGAUAUGUUCAGUAUGGAAAACACUGAUCUUCUCUCAUGUCUAAAGAACCUCACCAAUGACCAAUUCAACAAUUCCAUCAUGAAGGACCUCAACAUCACAUUGUCCAAUGAAGAGAACCUCUGUACAAACUUCUUAUCCACAUCACAUUUUCCUGAAUAUUUUACCUUCUGUGUGUUCCUGGCCAUGAUCAGCACUGGGGUGUUCCUUCAGAGCGGAUCCCUCUUCAAGUUGUUCCUCACCGUUGUCAUGGCAACCAUCUACAUCACCCUCGUCUUCACCACUCAGGCGAAUCUCUUUGAUAACAAGGACCUCCUCCUCAAGCUCAACGUCGGCCAUGACAUCCACACAGACGUACCAAUAUCGAGCAUAGAUCUGAAAUACGAAACCACGUGCGUCAUCUUCCUUCUGACCAUCAUCCUCUUCAUCCACGCCAGGCAGGUGGAAUCGACAGCACGGCUGGACAGCCUCUGGAAGUGGGAGGCUAUCGAUGAAAUGGAACAGAUGCAGAAUAUGAAGGCCUACAACCUCAAGCUGGUCACCAAUAUCUUACCUUUAAACGUUGCAGAGCAUUUCCUGAAGAGCCAACUGAAAAAGGAUGAGGACCUCUACUACCAAGACUGUGACAAUGCCUGCGUUAUGUUCGCUUCCAUCUCAAACUUCUCAGAGUUCUACAUGGAAUUGGUCGGCAACAAUGAAGGAGCCGAAUGUCUCCGGCUGCUUAAUGAGAUCAUUGCAGACUUUGAUGAGAUUCUCGAAGAACAGCAGUUCUCUUGCAUCCAGAAGAUCAAGACCAUUGGUUACACCUACAUGGCAGCAUCCGGCUUGGACACGGAAGAGAACUUCCCAGACUCCAAACACAUUGUGGCAUUGGUAGAAUAUGCCUUCUACAUCCAACGACAGCUGAAAACCAUCAACCAGCAUUCCUUCAACAACUUCAAAAUGAGAAUUGGAAUGAAUAUGGGUCCAGUGGUCGCCGGUGUGAUAGGGGCCAGAAAACCUCAUUACGACAUCUGGGGUAACACAGUCAAUGUUGCCAGCCGAAUGGACAGCACUGGUAUGCCCGACUCUAUACAGAUCACCCAAGAACUCAACGACGUCCUCGUGCCCCUUGGCUACAAGACGGAGCAGCGCGGCUACAUCAAAGUCAAAGGAAAAGGAGACAUGUUGACAUAUUUCCUGCUUUCGCCAUCCGAUUCUUCGUGAGAACCCAAAAUCUCCCCCAACACAUUUGAAAGACUUCAAAACACACAGAGGGCAAUAUGGGGCGAAUGGCGAAAACUAUGAACAAAGAUUUGCAGUAAAUGAUGUGAACACAUUGAACAAUGUGAACGCAAUGAACUUUUUGUAACAGUGAACAAUGUGUUUACUGUUUGAUGAAUGUGAUAGAAAUACAAGUUUGGACUUCUGAAACUAACAAAUUUUACUUGGUGUUUAUGCAGACACAUCAAUACAAACAUACAUACAUAUAUAUAUAUAACAUAUAUAUAUAUAUAUAUACACACACACAUACUUAAAUGCAUGCACCUAUAUAU